CUUUUUUACUUCCACGCCCGGCGGCGGCUCAUGCCCCUCAUUGGAAAAGUAUUUAUUUUAUAAAUUUAAUGUUAAUUACGGGAAAAUGGAUACAAGAAAGCUGACCGAAAUUUUGCGCGCCACCAUCGACCCCAACCAAAGGCAGCAGGCGGAAGAGCAACUCUCGCAGAUACAUAAAAUAAUAGGCUUUGCUCCAUCACUGCUGCAAGUUGUUAUGUUAAAUGAAGUGACCAUACCAGUCCGUCAAGCUGGAGUAGUAUACCUCAAGAACUUGGUGACAGCAGGAUGGCAAGAGAAGGAGGUAGAAGAGGGGGAGCCCAUCCCCUUCAGCAUCCACGAGCAGGACCGCGCCAUGAUCAGAGACAACAUUGUCGAUGCUAUAGUCCAAGCACCGGAAAUCAUUAGAGUUCAGCUGUGUAUCGCUCUCAAGACAAUCAUCAAGCAUGAUUUCCCCACUCGCUGGACACAAAUUGUGGACAAAAUACACAUUUAUCUACAAAACCCUGAUGCAAACAGCUGGAUGGGAGCCCUGCUUUGCUUGUACCAGCUCAUCAAAAACUACGAAUACCACCAGGCUGAGAAGAGGGUACCAUUAAUAGAGGCUAUGAAUCUGCUGCUCCCAAUGAUGUACAAUUUAAUUGUCAACCUCCAAGCAGAUCAGUCUGUGGAGUCUGUACUUGUCCAGAAACAAAUACUCAAGUGCUUCAAUGGCCUAAUAAAGUACAUUCUGCCUCUGGAUCUGAUCACUCGGGAGGUGUUUACCAAGUGGAUGGAAGUGCUGCGGUCAGUGAUGGAGGUGCCGGUGCCUGAGCACACAUUGCAGGUGGACGAGGAUGAACGGAUGGAGCUGCCUUGGUGGAAAUGCAAGAAAUGGGCAGUGCACUCUCUUUACCGGUUAUUUGAACGGUACGGCAGUCCGGUGAAUGCCCGUGAGGAAUACGUUCAGUUUGCUGAGUGGUACCUGACCACUUUCACUGGUGGGAUCCUCGAAGUGCUGCUCAGAGUUCUGGACCAGUACCGGAACAAGGUCUAUGUCUCCCCGAGGGUCCUACAGCAGACUCUUAGCUACAUUGAUCAAUGCGUGACGCACGCGCACUCGUGGAAGCUGCUGAAGCCUCACAUGUUCGCCGUCAUCCAGGAUGUUCUGUUCCCGCUCAUGUCGUACUCCGAAGCGGACGAGGAGCUCUGGAACACCGACCCUCAUGAAUACAUACGACUGAAAUUUGUCUUGUCCAUGGCUCUAGAUAUAUUCGAAGACUUCGUUUCACCUGUGACUGCAGCUCAGACUCUUCUCAUAUCCUGCUGUAAAAAGAGGAAAGAUAUGUUGGAGCGCACAAUGAACCUGUGCAUGCAAGUGUUGACGAGUCAGAACGGCGAGUAUGGCCCGCGGCAGCGGGACGGCGCCCUGCACAUGGUGGGCACUCUCAACGACAUUCUUAUGAAGAAGAAGUAUUACAAGGAGGAGAUCGACUCGCUCCUGAGCCAGUACGUGUUCCCGGAGUUCCACAGCAACCUGGGGCACAUGCGCGCUCGCGCCUGUUGGACGCUGCAGUGCUUCGCGGCAGUACGGUUCAAGAACGACGCGCUCCUCAUGGAGGCGGUGCGGCUCGCUGUCAACGCGCUCAUCAACGACACGGAGUUGCCCGUCAAGGUGGAGGCUGCCAUCGCCAUACAGAUGCUGCUCACCUCGCAGGAGAAGGUGCACAAAUUCCUCGAGCCGCAGGUCAAGCCCGUCACGUCCGAGCUGCUCAAGCUGAUCAGAGAGACAGAGAACGACAACAUUGCAAAUGUGCUGCAAAAGAUCGUGCCAUUGUACACGGAGCAGCUGUUGCCGAUGGCGUUCGAGAUAAUGGAACACUUGGCGACGACGUUCAGCAAGGUGAUCGAGACGGACUCGGGCACGGAUGAGAAGGCCAUCACGGCGAUGGGGCUGCUCAAUACCAUGGAGACCGUGCUCAACGUGAUGGAGGACAACCCCGAGAUCAUGGCGCAGCUCGAGAAGACCGUGCUGAGGGUCGUCGGGCACAUACUGCAUCACAACAUUAUUGAGUACUAUGAAGAGGCCAUGACACUGCUGUGCAACCUGACCGACAACGCGAUAUCGGAGGACAUGUGGAAGGUUCUAGAGCUGCUGUACCAGGUGUUCGAAAAGGAAGGCUUCGACUAUUUCACAGACAUGAUGCCGGUGCUACACAACUACAUCACAGUAGACACUAACGCGUUCCUCUCCAAUGAAAACCACAUAUUGGCUAUGUUCAACAUGGCUAAAGCUGUCUUGAAUUCGGACUCAGAGGAUGAGUCCGAGAUUUACGCGGCGAAACUUCUGGAAGUAAUGGUGCUGCAGUGCUCCGGUAAGAUCGACAACUGUCUGCCGAGCUUCGUGGAGCUGGUGCUGAAUAGGCUCACCAGGAAGGUGAAGACUUCAGAGCUUAGGACUAUGUUGCUACAGGUUCUUAUAGCAAUCCUGUACUGCAACCCUCACCUGCUGUUCACGAUCCUGGACAAGCUACAGGAGGCGGUGCCCAACGCCUCCAUCACCCAGCACUUCAUCAAGCAGUGGAUACACGACACCGACUGCUUUAUGGGGCUGCACGAUAGGAAACUAUGCGUGCUAGGCAUAUGCACGCUGCUAGAGAUGGGCCCGCAGCGGCCGACCCUCGACGAGGUGCUGCCCAAGCUGCUGCCGUCCUGCCUCGUGCUCUUCGACGGGCUGAAGCGCGCCUACAAGUCGCAGGCCGAAGCCGACGAGGAUUCCUCCGAGGAGGAAGAGGAAGAAGAUGAAGAUGAAGAGGUGUUGUCGAGUGACGAGGACGACCUAGAGGAGAUGAGCAACGAGUACCUGGAGAAUUUGGCGCGGAUGGCGCUCAAGAACAGCGCGAGCCAGGGCGUCAACAUGACCGCCAAGAUCGACAACUACGAGAGUGACGAUGACGACGAUGAUGAUUACGACGCUGACGACACAGCCAUAGAGUGCUACACAACACCGCUCGAUGACAAAGACUGCCCCGUCGACGAGUACAUCAAAUUCAAGAGCACACUCACUGCUCUGUCAACAACGGAGCCGGCGUUGUACCACGCGCUGACGAGCGGACUUACCGAGGAGCAACAGACACAGUUGAACGCGGUGUUCGUGCUGGCAGAUCAGCGCAAGGCGCAGCAGGAUAGCAAGCGGAUCGAACAGAGCGGCGGAUAUUCGUUCACGGUGCCAGCGCAAGUCCCGACCACGUUCAAGUUCGGCUCAUAAUGUGCGGCGGCCCUCACUUGGCCCCACCCGCGUCCCGCGCUAAUCUAAAUCCUUUCGUCGUUAAAACUAUUUUUGUUAGCUUGUUUUUGUAAUCCCCACUGUAUAGCAGCCGAUAGCGACAUCAUUUACGUUAUGAAAUACGUUUAUGUAUAAUAAAUUAUUAUUAACAACAGAUUUCAUAAAUCUUAAAAGAUUCUUUUAUUUAUUUUAAUAUCAUAAAUUGGGUGGCAUAGAGCGAACAUCAUUGUGCAGGCUGUGAUAAAAUAUUGGGAAGCCGAAACGAGUCAAUUGGAAUUUUGUUCUUUUUUAAUACAUUUUGACCAACUUAUGGGUCUUCAUUGACGUUCUAAAACGAACGUUGAGCAUUUAUUUAUUAAUCACAAGCAUUCUUUCAAAUACAUGUUACUGCUUUGAAAAAGUAGCAUUUCGUGGGUUCGCGAUCGCAAGGAGCUCAAUGGUGAUUUUACAAGAUGAAAUGGUUCGGUAAACGCUCUAUCACGGCCUUUUAUUUUAAUUUCACAUUAUACAAAGAUAGCCUUUUGUUCAAAAGGUCGGCAAAUUACAGCAAGUUGUAUGUUAAUCAAGAAAAUAUUACCAGAGUUUCUUGUAGAAUCAUCACAGUCUUGCAAUUAUUGAAGGUUUUUAUACGCGUAUUUAAUGAUAUUAUAACAAAUAUUUAGGCCUUCUUCAAACGGAUCUAUUUGCGGGCGACUUGGGAUUGGGAUUGUAUCCUACGCGUAGCUCGUGGUGCGCAUAUAAUUUCGCUGGAGUUCGCACACGGCACACACACGCUCACUGUGUGUGGUGUGAAAUUGUUUGGCGACAAAAGGAGUGACGCGUAGGAUAUAUGUACCAAACUCGAGUCGCUCGCAAAUAGUCCUGUGUGCCGAAGGCCAUAAUCUCAUAAUUAACGGAUAUUCACUGCAAGAUGACUACAAAGGUAAGUUGGUCAAAGUAUAUCAAUUGUUAUAUUUUUAUUUGUAAUUAAAUUAGGUACGAAAUUCGUUUCGGUAUUAUCAUUAACAUUUUGUCACACCUAUGUUGAACUGAAAUGAGCUACAUACUAGAUAUAAUAUUGUAAGAAGUAAAUAGAUUGUGUAUUCUAUCAGUAAGUAAAAUACUAAAGUGGAAAAAUCUGAGUCAUUGACACCACCUCUACGGCAUAAUGAAGAAAGUCUUGUUUUGUCAUUAUCUACACCACGUUCCUUAUGGCGUUUAUAAUAGUACUAGCACUAGCUAACUACGCUAUUAUCCUCUUUUUCUAAAGUUGAACAAUCCAAGAUAUAAGAAGAAUAGUAGAGAUAGAAAUAUUUAAGCACUAUUCUUCUACAGAAUAAUUAUAGCCUUUUACCGCAAAGGGCAGCGGAGGUCCGUGUUGAUCUAUGUAUUACUGUGGUCGUCAGUGACGUAAUUUUUUGGGCACCUCUUUUAAUUCAAGAAAUAUGAUGUAUAAUUAAAUUACAGAUCUGAUUAUGUGGAACUAUUAAAAGUUGACAAUUAAAAUAAGUGAAGGAUAAUGACGUUAUCAAGGUAGUGUCUCCUCAAACAGGGCUAUUUCUUAUUUCUUAUUCAUCCUUUAUUAUUGAAUUUAAUGUUGUCCAGAAAAAUAAAAAAUAGCCCUGCGUAUGGUCGCACUACAUGACGUUAGCUGCAUACGGGCAAAGUAAAUAGGUUGCUGUAAGAGACAACAUUGAAAUCGCUAAAAACUAAUGAAUUUCCGGUAAGAAUUUGUGUAUAGAGAACGCCAAAUUAAACUUUAUAAAUCGGAAGAUGGCGUAUGACACGAGUCAACUCGCAUUUCGCGCUGUUGACGUAAUAGGCAGUAUAGAACUUAUGGGGGCUUACGUCUGACAAGACGCGCACGGGACGCCGCGCAUCUCAGCGAGGUGUACGAUCGCGAGCAUUAUUAAUAUGUAUAUGUCGCAGUCGGAUUGUAUAAUCCGCUGUAUUACAUUACGGCUAGCUGUUUUCAAAAACAGGGCCGUUUUGUAAUGCGGCGGUUCAACGAUUAGCCGUAUUGUCAUUAAGAUACGUUCUCCAAUAAAGCGUUCCACGUUCAGCCGCAUUGUACUACUACUUAAAUUGUAGGGAGACUAUAAUAUUUUUUCCUAAUUGCACUUGAAAAUUGUUCUUAAAUUCACUAUUUACCGACAUAUUUAACACGUUUCCUUUAUUUAAUUCACUUGUAACUUCGCUAUUUAAUAACACACUUUCUGCAUCCAACGCCAUUGUUGUUGUUAUGACAGGCAGCGCCAUGAGUGUUAAGAAUCGUAACUAAAAACUGUCAAAGAGGCGGCUAAUCCCUCGCCUUAUUACAUUACGGCUAGCCGUGUUGAAUGACGGAAGGCGACGAAUACGUUUCGGCAGUUUUUUACUUAGCUGCAUUCAAUACAGCUAAUCGUUGAACCGCCGCAUUACAAAACGGCCCUGUUUUUGAAAUCAGCUAGCCGUAAUUAAAUACAGCGGAUUAUACAAUCCGACUGCGACAUAUACACUUUGGUACCAUGUCACAUUAACUUUUUUGACAAAUUGAACUGUCUGCGUCUCACUAAAUGUCAAAUAUGUUAGUGCGACAGAGUCCUAAAGUGGGUACAUUAUAUUGCUCAUGACUGUAUGUACGGCUGGCGCGGAUGUCUUGUAUAUCUUCGAUACUUUAUACCGAGUGGAUUAGCGAGUUUUAAAAUAUUUCAUAAAAUUUAAUGAAGACAAAAUUGGUGAAUACCUCACUUAACUAUGACUGAGCAUUUUACUUACGUCAAAAGCUCUUAAACAUUAUUAAUAUAUUUGUGUUUUAAUCAUGGAUUGAUUAUGUAAUAUAUAUUUUCGAAUCAUAUCUAAUGCGUUUUCCUGUGUAAAUAAAUGGCUACCGAAUAAAAUACGAGAAUGUUUUAGAUAAAUAAACUAUGAUGAUUAUGCGAUAUGUCACGACGAAUGUAGCGAUGUUGCUAGGUAGACGGACAUGAUAUUGUUACUCAAAACAUAUUGAACAUUGCUGUUUGUUUGUAUAAAUACUGAAUGGUUAAAUACAUCACUUAAACGGUGCAACAUAUCUAGCCCCACGUAGUUUUGUGGACACAACUAUGCCUGAGAUAAAUGAACUGUGUCUUGCCAGAUUUUAUUAUGUUGAAACGUGGUUAGAACUCCUGAUGCAACCUUUAUUGUCAGUCCCAGACGGCAAAUGCAUUAUGACCUACGUCAAUAUAUUUUUAUUCAGUUUGCCAAGUAAUGUGCAACUUUUAUCAACUGAACUGAUAGCUAUAGUAGCUGUUAUUUUAAGCACAUACAUGUAAAGUUGAACCGUAGCUCCGGAGGGUGCUAUGAUUGUUGAUUACCAACACCCAAUACGUAAUAUGCUAUAAUGAUAGUCACACUUGCGUGUUAUUUUAUAAACAAUAAGAAGACACCUCAAUAAGAAGCACACGAGUUCGUCUAAACGUUUGUCAUAUCAAUAAAUAUUUUUGUUUAGUUUAAGGUAGUGCUUGAAUGUAAUAAUUGAUUGCUUAUUUAAUUCACAUAAUGUUUCACUAUUAUAUAUUGUUAUAUUGGCUUGUUCCGAUUGAUUGUUACUGUUUAAGAAUGUCAUUUUAAAGUUUUACGGAGAUGUUUUAAUUCAAGGAAAAAGGGGUUUCCUUCUGAAAUUUGGUUCGUGAACUGUUGUUCAACAACUUAUUGGCUUUUACAACUUGGAUACGAACACUGCUAUUUUAUUUGAUUUUGCAGCUUAUUGGAUCAAUAGCCAUUUAAUUAAACUAUUCGAAUGAUAAGUUUCUUAUCGCUACAUUCGUCGGAGAAAGUUUACGUAAUCGGUGUUGAUUAUUGUAGUGUUAGGAUGCACCUAAAGUAAAGCAAAUGAGUUGUUGUAUAGCAGAAGGUUGCACAUAAUGCAAUCUAUGUUACUAAGAUACCGGUGCUAAUUCCUGCAGACACCGCCUAAUUUUAUAAGUUAUACUUUUCAUUUUCUUAUCCGCCGAAAGGGAUAGGGGACGGAUGAUUACCAGCUGUGUGAAUUAAAUUAUUACCCGGACAAAUCAAAUAGGCAUCUCGCUGGGAUCCAACCCGACCUGGGGUGUUAAUUAUAUUGGGUUAUACGCCAACAUUUCUAAACGUAAAAUUCUGAAAGGUUGAGGAUUUCUGCCUCAUACUGACGUGUGUUCCGUAGGUUUUUAAUUAUUUAUUAUUAAUGUCGAUUAGCCGUUCCCUUCCCUUUUCUUUUCGACGGAUUAGAAACACGGUAUAACUUAAAGAAAUUAGGUGUCUGCUGGAAUCAGCGCCACUGAAUGAUUAUAUAUAUAUAUAUUAUGUAUACACGUAAUGUUGCAGUUUUCCGUCGGAGAGCACCAUGUGCAUAUUAAAGUUGUGAAGACAUUAACAUGAUUCAUCAUCAGUAUAAUCACUGAGUCGACAGAGCAUUUUUUGUAUUAUUAUUCUAUAUUGCAGCUUAGAUGUAUACACAAUUAAAAUUAAACUGUAUUUUCUAA
Molecule: messenger RNA, 7722 nt
Organism: Pectinophora gossypiella (pink bollworm)
Lineage: Eukaryota; Metazoa; Arthropoda; Insecta; Lepidoptera; Gelechiidae
Gene: msk
Product: importin-7
Exons: 14
Coding region: 86-3244 (1052 amino acids)
Biological process (GO): protein import into nucleus
Cellular component (GO): cytosol; nuclear envelope
Molecular function (GO): small GTPase binding
Source: RefSeq, a predicted model, not a curated record